AUGACUGACGUUGCACCUACGCGACGGCCUUUCAAGGGCUCAUGCCACUGCGGGGAGACGCAGUACAUCGUGUUCCUCACCUUCCCCCAUACUCUGCCUCCACCUCGUCCAACCAAAGAAAAAGGGCCACGAGCCCAUCAGGAAUUCUACCGAUGCAACUGCACCACCUGUCAGAAGGCAGGCUUCUUCCACAUGCGCCUCAACUCGGCCCCAGAGGAUUUCAUCCUGCUGCAUCCUCUGGACCCGUACAAGGAUCUUGGUGACUACACGGUCUACCAGAAAGACUUGCACUUCCUCUUCUGCAAGACGUGCGGCAUGCGGUGCUUCAUUCUCAUGGGACAAGGCGAGGUUGCAGAGGUCGAUUUGGAGACUCUUGGCGUCAAGUCCGAUGGUGAAAACCAGGAUGGUAACGUCGACGGCAAGAAGCUCACAAAGGUUUGGAAACCUUCUAAGGACAGUUGGAAAGAGGGCAAAAAGUUUGGGAGUUACCUAAGUGUCAAUGGCUACUCUGUCGAUGCUGGCCAGGAGGGGUUCGACUUGCGUGAGAUUACCGAAAAGAAGUGGGUGGGAUACCUCGAUUGGCUCGAGCUGAAAUCCGAAGGGUCUCAGGGAACUCGUUUCGACCGACCCUGGGAAGGAGGCGCUUAUUGA
Molecule: messenger RNA, 651 nt
Organism: Colletotrichum gloeosporioides
Lineage: Eukaryota; Fungi; Ascomycota; Sordariomycetes; Glomerellales; Glomerellaceae
Exons: 1
Coding region: 1-651 (216 amino acids)
Molecular function (GO): carbon-sulfur lyase activity
Source: RefSeq, a predicted model, not a curated record